This is a messenger RNA of Sitodiplosis mosellana (orange wheat blossom midge), 1581 nucleotides long. Its product is annotated as mitochondrial import inner membrane translocase subunit TIM50-C-like. The transcript is spliced from 4 exons. Gene Ontology annotation, molecular function: phosphoprotein phosphatase activity. Lineage: Eukaryota; Metazoa; Arthropoda; Insecta; Diptera; Cecidomyiidae. The record is from RefSeq and is a predicted model, not a curated record. The coding region runs from base 131 to 1303 and encodes 390 amino acids.
GCUGUACCGUUGCGUUGAGUACUUUCGGUCAGGCUGUCACAUUGCAUUUCAUACACGAAAUGCGAAAAACCAUUUGGAAAUAAAGACGGAUAUCAAAAAGAAAAUAACGAUUUAAGCUGGAAACGGCAAGAUGAGCCUAAGAUGUUGUAGUUCGUUUCUGGCCAGGCUUAAGAAUUUGCCGCAAAUUAGAAAGUGUUAUUAUGGUUCACAGCACAUUUUGCACAAUAAACUACAGCAAAAUAUCACUUCAAAUUCAUUCAUUUAUAGGCAUUUCUGCAAUCCUGCGUCAAAAGAUUUGGAAAAUGGAACGAAGAAACCAACACAAAUUCUUUCAACGUUGUUUCCACAAACAUCGCCCGCAGUAGAUGCCGAGCAAGAAGCUCAGGAGCAAAAGAAAAAACAGGAACAAGAUGAGAAGAAAGAGCAAGAGAAAUCGUGGAAACGAAUGAAAUUGGGUUUUUAUGUAUUCGGUGUGUCUACAAUAGUCGCAGCGGGAUGGGUAGUCGUGGAUUUGGGUGCACCAGAGCGCGAUGCUGACGGUCAAAUUAUUGAAGAUGAAUUCAGUAUUUUACCGCUGCCAAAACAGUACUUGAAACGCAUGUGGAAAUCCUUAACUUAUUACCAGAAAAUCAUUCAAGAGCCAUCACGUGAAAAACUAUUGCCAGAUCCACUGAAACCACCCUAUUAUCAGCCAAAAUACACACUUGUCCUUGAAAUGAAAGAUGUACUCGUGCACCCAGACUGGACCUACAAAACUGGUUGGCGAUUCAAAAAGCGACCAGGUGUCGAUGCUUUCCUCGAACAAUUGGCCGGAGACUAUGAGAUUGUUGUUUAUACAGCAGAUCAAGGCAUGACUGUUUUUCCCAUUUUAGACGCGCUCGAUCCAAAGGGUUACAUUAUGUAUAGGCUCGUGAGAGAUGCCACACAUUUUGUUGAUGGGCAUCAUGUCAAAAAUUUAGACAAUCUUAAUCGUGAUUUACGAAAAGUUAUUGUUAUCGAUUGGGAUCCGAACGCAACAAAACUUCACCCAGAAAAUACGUUCCAUGUGGAUCGAUGGACUGGCAACGAUGAUGACCUUACACUAUUGGAUCUAGUUUCAUUUUUAAAGACCGUGUCAAGUGCCGAUGUCGAUGAUGUUCGUGAUGUUCUUCAAUAUUAUAAACAAUUCAAUAGUCCAUUAGCUAAAUUCAAAGAGAAUCAACAAAUUCUACUGCAUCAAAUGCAAGAGAAAGCGUUGGAAGAGAAAAAUGCACCACCGUCAGCAGUAAAGCGUUGGACACCCAGUUUUCUUAGUCGUAAAUAAGAAGCAAGAUCGCCUAAUACGCAAUUGAAUUGUACAAAAAUAAAACAAACACGAAAAUCUUUCUCAAAUAACAAUAAACCAUAAAUUAGACAUUUCUUUCAGUUGACUUCUUUUUGCUGCGCAAACAGUUAUCACCUUAGCUCAUAAUAGACAUUUUUUGUUAGUCAUUGAAUAAAAAAAGUGAAUAUUGUUUUUAAGCCGCAAUCAACAAUUUCGUCUAAGAAUCAAAGACCAUAAAAUGCAUAAUAAAACUCGGAAUAUUUAAUUUUUUUCACACA